This is a messenger RNA of Alosa alosa (allis shad), 2492 nucleotides long. RefSeq names its product negative elongation factor complex member A (gene nelfa). The transcript has 11 exons. NCBI's taxonomy places the organism in Eukaryota, Metazoa, Chordata, Actinopteri, Clupeiformes, Clupeidae. The record is from RefSeq and is a predicted model, not a curated record. Gene Ontology annotation, biological process: negative regulation of transcription elongation by RNA polymerase II. Gene Ontology annotation, cellular component: NELF complex. Bases 150 to 1781 code for a protein of 543 amino acids.
UCAUGUCAAUCGGACAACUGCGAUAUGAUACAGUAUAACUACUCUUGAGUUCUCUGAUACUCCAAAACGGUGGUCACGUGAGCUUGAACCGUAUGUUUUCUUAGGUAGCCUGCUAAAAUGCCCGAACUAAUAGUACUUCUUUUUCCAAGAUGGCGUCGAUGAGGGAUAGCGACACCGGCCUGUGGCUUCACAACAAACUAGGCUCAACAGAUGAACUCUGGGCACCUCCCAGCAUUGCUUCGUUGCUCACAGUGUCGGUUAUUGACAACAUACGAUUAUGUUUUUCGAGUUUGUCGCCGCCAGUGAAGCUGAAACUGCUGCUUGGGAUGCUGCAUCUGCCGCGGCGGACUGUUGAUGAGAUGAAGGAGGCUUUGACGGAGAUCAUUCAGCUUGCCACGGUGGAUUCCGAGCCCUGGGUCCUGAUGGUGGCCGACAUACUCAAGACCUUCCCAGAGACAGGGUCACUCAACCUGGACCUGGAGGAGCAGAACCCCAAUGUGCAGGACAUACUGGGAGAGCUCCGUGAAAAGGUGAAUGAGUGCGAUGCGUCGUCCAUGCUGCCGCUGGAGUGCCAGUACCUGAACAAGAGUGCUCUGACCACACUGGUGGGACCCCUCAACCCCCCUAUCAAGCAUUUCCAACUCAAGAGGAAACCCAAGAGCGCCACCCUCAGGGCAGAGCUGCUACAGAAAUCCACAGAGACGGCGCAGCAGCUGAAGAAGACUGCAGGAGUACCCUUCCACGCCAAAGGCAGAGGCCUCGUCAAGAAAAUAGACACCACCACUCCCUUAAAGGGGAUACCUAAGGCCCCAUUCCGUAGCCCAACUGCCCCCAGCAUGUUCAGUCCCCCCAGCACACGCACACCUAUCGCCCCUGCACGCACCCCCUUGCGCAAGGAAAGGGGCGUCAAGUUAUUAGAUAUUUCAGAACUGGACAUGGUUGGAGCAGGCAGAGAAGCCAAGAGGAGAAGAAAGACACUGGACACAGAGACCGGAGAGAAGGCUGCCAAAGAGGAAGCCGUGGUUGAGAAUGCCACGCCUGACUACGCUGCUGGCCUGGUGUCCACACAGAAACUGGGGGCUCUGAACGAGAGCGCCCUGCCCUCCACCAGCUACCUACCAGCCACGCCCAGCAUGGUCCCCUCGUCCUCCUACAUUCCCAGCUCCGAGUCACAGCCUGCAGGUGCAGGUGGUGUCGCACGCGAGGCCGGUCGACAGCCUGAGGAAACGGCGCCCCCUGGGGGCGGUGCCCAGCUGGCUGGACAGUUCAAGCAGCGGCCGCCCAUGUACAACGCCAGCACGGCCAGCCCCUCAACCCCCACCUCGCCCAGCCAGCCAAUCAGCACGCCAGUCAACAACGCCCCUCCCGCCGCCGCCACGCCCACCCAGCCGGAGGCUCCGACGCCCACACAGCCAGCCGCGGCCCAGCCCUCGCCAACCCCUGCACCCAUCGCCGCCCCCCAGCAGCCUCAGCCCAAAAAGAACCUCUCUCACAAGAGAGAACAGAUGUAUGCCGCACAGGAGAUGUUCAAGACGGCCAACAAGGUCACAAGACCAGAGAAAGCUCUCAUCCUCGGCUUUAUGGCUGGAUCCCGAGAGAAUCCGUGCCCGGAGCAGGGUGACAUCAUCCAGAUCAAACUGAGCGAACACACGGAGGUCCUGCCCAAGGCGGACGGCACAGGCAGCACCACCAUGCUGGUGGACACAGUGUUCGAGAUGAACUACUCCACCGGCCAGUGGACCCGCCUCAAGAAGUACAAGCCCAUCACCAACGUCUCCUGAGUUGAGCGGAACCCACAAACUUGAACAGACAUGUUUAUGUUACACGCAGAUACACACACACACACACACACACACACACACACCAAAACGAUGAAUAACUGUACAGAUUAUCACACACACACACACACACACACACACACACACACUUACAGCUACAAUUACACUCUCAGAUAUGUGCAUACAUACAGAGACAGACAUACACACACACCACACACACACAUUCACACUCAUGGGCCAAAAGCUUAAAGGGGGGUGUGGGCUCCAGUGGAUGGGAGGGUUCCACCCUGCUGCGCUCCUGCGCUGCCAAAAGACAAAAACACUGGAAAGGAACUUUCCAGAACCUUCUACUUAGACCUCUUCAUCCUGUUCGUUUUGUUUUUUUCUUCUGUUCAGUUUUUUAAUCGACAUUUAACCCCUCUUCCUUCUGGAUUGCUGAAUGUUUGUGAGGGGGUGUGGUACAAGAUGUGAUGUGAAAUCGCUGUGUUCGACAGCUCCGGUUCUUUUGGAGAAAACAACCUAGCCUAAAAAUCUCUAAAGAAGACAACAUGGAAAAAAAAGACUGAAUGUAACAUGUUCCCAAUGCUAAAUGAGAGACAAAAACGUCAGUUUCAGUAUCAAUGCCUGAUUUACUUUUUCCCUGGAGAUUUUGGCAGAAUGAUUGAUUAUCAACCUCAGCAAGAAGGGAAGAAAUAAAAGCAAAAUUUCUCCAGG